AUGAAAACAGAAAAUAAUGAGGAUACAAAAAACAGAGAUAAAAAUCUUAAUUUAAUAGGUGAUUGUAUAGAAACAGUUUAUAAAACCAUAAACAUGUCAAAUAAACACUUGCCUAUAAAUGACUUAAAAAGGAUUAUAGACAAUAAAACAAAACCAGAAGAAUUUGAAAUAGUAAAAACAAUAGCAAAAGGAGGAUACGGGGAAGUAUUUCUGGUUCGUAAAGAUAAAAUUUAUGCCAUGAAACGUGUUUCUAAAGAUGUUAUAUUAAAACAACCCAAUACAGCACUUUUUAUGGCAGAAAAAGCCCUUCUUGUAGAUUCUAUAGGGUCUGAAUGGCUUGUAUCUGCUGAAAUGACUCUGCAAGAUGAUGAUUAUUUAUAUUAUCUUAUGGAUUUUAUUCCUGGUGGUGAUUUUAUGGGACUGUUAAGUAAAGAAGAUGUGCUUGAAGAAGAAUGGGUAAGAUUUUAUGUAGUAGAACUUGUAGCAGCACUAGAUGAACUUCAUAAGUUGGGAUGGAUACAUAGGGAUUUGAAACCUGAUAAUAUUUUAAUAGGAAAAGAUGGACAUAUAAAAUUGGCUGAUUUUGGAAGUAGCAUAAAGAUGGUAGAUGGAAAGGCUAGAUCAUCCUUUGUAGUUGGAACACCUGAUUACGUAUCACCUGACAUUCUAGAAAGUGGUAAUUUAGAAAAUGAUUAUUCAGAGGAUAUAGAUUUCUGGACAUUGGGUGUAAUUAUCUAUGAGAUGUUAUUUGGUGCUACACCUUUUUAUUCCCUUACUUUAGUUGAGACUUAUAGAAAAAUUACAGAUGUUUCUUACACCUUUCCAUUUAAAAUAUCAGAAGAUAUAAAAGAUUUAAUUACAAAAUUAAUGUGUAAAAAAGAUAAAAGAAUAGGAAUUAAAGAAAUAAAAGGUCAUGUAUUUUUUAAAGAUGUAGAUUGGAAUAAUGUAAAAGGCAUGGUACCACCUUUUAUACCGGAAAUUAAUAAUGAACUUGAUACUUCAAAUUUUAUUGAUACUUAUUUUGAGGCGGAUAACAAAAAAUUAGAAAAAAUUAAUUAUAUUGAUUUUGUAGGAUUUACUUUUGAUCCGAAAAUGAGUGAUGCAGUAGAAAAAACAAUACAAAAUAGCGGAUUAUCUGAAAAAGAUAAUUGUGUAUUUGUAAAACAUAACGAAUUAUCUGAGAAAAAUAAUGGAUCAUAUGAAAAAAAUAACGAAUUAUCUGAGAAAAAUAACAAUAUAAUAAAUAAAAGUAACGAAUUUUCUGAAAAAGAUGUAUUUGUUGAAACUAUUGAAGUAAAAAAAAGAGAAUUAAAAAAUAUAGAAAUACAAAUUAAAGAUGUUAAUAAACAAUAUUCUGAUAAAAUAUCAGAAUACAAAAAUUUAAUGAGUAAAGUUAUUUCAGAAAGAGAAGAAUUUUAUAGCAUUGAAAAUGAAUUACAAGUUAAAAGAGAAGAAUUAGACAUGUUAGAUAAAGAAAUUAAAGAAAGAAAAAGUUCUUUGGAAGAAUAUUUUAAAAAUAUAAAAAUUACUGAAGAUAACAAUUUUAAAAUUAAAUUUCAGGAAAACAGUUUUGAUUUUAGUAAAUUAAAUUUACACAUAAAUGAUAUUAAGACACAAUAUAUUUUGUGUACAAAUCAAUAUAAAAAUAUAGAGGUAAAUUAUAAUAAUCUUAAGAAUUAUAUAAAAAAUUUAAGAGACGAAAAUAUAAAAUUUAAAAAAAUGGGUGUUGACAAUUUAAAAAGACAACUGCGUAUUUUAACUACAGAAGUAAAAGAAUAUCAGCAAAAAUGUGAACAAGAAGUUUUUAUGAGAAAACAAUUAGAAGAAGAAUUAAAAAGUAUUAAAGCUAAAAAAAUUGAUACUAAACCUAUUUCAUAUAAUCAUGAAUUUGUUUGUUCUUUAAUUAAAGAUAAUCAAAAGAUCUCUUCUAUAAUAAGUAUUGUUAAUGAAUUAUUUUAUUUAAAUGACAGAUCAUGUUAUAUUGGUAAUGUUUAUGUACAAGAACUAAAAAAUAAUGAAUUGUAUCAUGAAUCAUACAAAAAUAGAUCUUUAAUACUUAAAUUAAUUUUUAUUAAAGAAUCAGUAAAAUCAAUAAGUUCGUCAGGAAGAAGAAGUCUUAAAUCUUUAGAAGAAGAUUAUAAAGUUGAGCUUAGCAUGAAAGUAGGUCUAGAAAACAUGAUGCCUUUGUUACAAGGUAAGCAACUUGACGAAGCUAGACUUCAGUACGAAGGAACUCUUAAGAAAAUAUCUCAAUUAGAAAGAGAAAUAGAUAUAGCACGAAAAGACACACUUUCUCAACAAGAGGUAGAAGAUCCAGAUCCUAUAAAAUUAUAUGAAUUUAAUAAUCAUCUUUUUUCUACUAAGACCUUUCCUCCUGGUACAUUGUGUGAGCAUUGUAAUGAAGUGUUGUACGGUGUUUGUGAUCAAGGAUUUGAAUGUAAAGAUUGUAAAAUGGUUGUACAUAAAGCGUGUUAUAUUUUAGGGAAUGUAUCUUGUGAGACAUAUAAUGCUUUUAAGAAAGGAGAUUGUUAUUAUGUUUUAAUGCGUAGUAUAGAAGAAAAGGAAAGGUUAUUAGAUGUAUAUAAAAAAUAUUAA
Vairimorpha ceranae is the source of this 2595-nucleotide messenger RNA. RefSeq names its product protein kinase c. The coding region runs from base 1 to 2595 and encodes 864 amino acids. Gene Ontology annotation, molecular function: protein serine/threonine kinase activity; ATP binding. The record is from RefSeq and is a predicted model, not a curated record. The transcript has a single exon. Gene Ontology annotation, biological process: actomyosin structure organization; peptidyl-threonine phosphorylation. Gene Ontology annotation, cellular component: cytoskeleton; cytoplasm. Lineage: Eukaryota; Fungi; Microsporidia; Nosematidae.